Messenger RNA from Petromyzon marinus (sea lamprey), 3868 nucleotides. RefSeq names its product calcineurin subunit B type 1. Gene Ontology annotation, molecular function: calcium ion binding. The record is from RefSeq and is a predicted model, not a curated record. Lineage: Eukaryota; Metazoa; Chordata; Hyperoartia; Petromyzontiformes; Petromyzontidae.
GUGGUGACGUCACGCGCAGGGCGAGACCCGGACGUCAAUCGGGCACAGGCGCGCGGUAGCCUCCUCCUCCACCACCACCACAGCCGCCGCCGUCUCCUCCUCCUCCUCCAUCGCCCUCCUUCUUCCUCGCUCGGCGCGCAGCUGCCGUCCUCGUCCGCCGCGUCCCCUUCCCCCCCCUCCCGCCGGCCCGCCACGGGGUUCGCGUUCACACCCCCCGCCCGCCGAGAGUUGUAACGUGGGCGCGUUGCGUGUGUGCGUGUGUGGUUUCGUGUCUCUCCUCGCUACACCUCCGUCGCCUCGCCGGGAGUUCCAAGAUGGGUAACGAGAGCAGCUACCCACUGGAAAUGUGCUCCCAUUUUGACGCAGACGAGAUCAAGCGUUUGGGCAAGCGCUUCCGCAAAUUGGACCUGGACGGCUCGGGCUCACUGAGCGUGGAAGAGUUCAUGUCGCUGCCUGAGCUCCAACAGAACCCGCUCGUCCAACGCGUCAUAGACAUCUUUGACACAGAUGGCAACGGGGAGGUGGAUUUUAAAGAGUUUAUUGAAGGCGUGUCACAAUUCAGCGUAAAAGGGGAUAAAGAGCAAAAACUACGCUUUGCAUUCAGAAUUUACGACAUGGACCGAGAUGGCUACAUCUCCAAUGGGGAGCUCUUCCAGGUGCUCAAGAUGAUGGUGGGAAACAACCUGAAGGACACACAGCUGCAGCAGAUUGUUGACAAGACUAUCAUCAAUGCCGACAAGGAUGGCGACGGGCGGAUAUCUUUUGAGGAGUUCUGCGAGGUUGUUGGCGGUAUGGACAUCCACAAGAAGAUGGUGGUGGAUGUUUGAAGUCUCCGCCCACCUCCUUCAUCUUCCCCUCUCGCUGGCCUGCCAGGGAGCUGCGCCCUGCUGCCCACCGCUAGUAUUGCGCGUCCCUCUCUCUCGCAGAAGUCCCCAUUCCGGGGCUUGGUGAGAUCUCAUUCAGCAGAUAGGGUUUUCCCCCCCUCUUGUAACGCAUAUCCACAAAACGAGCUUCACGUCGCGUCGGUGGCCACAAACGUACCCCCGCGGCCACGCGGACGAAUUGAUGCAUGCAAAUAUUAGCAAGCGUUGAGCGGCUGGUCAAUUAGUCCUUCAAUCCUGACAUUCAGAUUGGUGCACAGCAUCAGAUAUUAGUGUUCUCAUAAGGGAAGUCUUAAAAUCCCAUUGUCAGCGUAUGACAAGUGGAUUGUUAUUAGUUGCGCAUUCUUUUUUUAAGGGAGAGAGGAAACAAUGGCUGUGUUAGGCGAUGUUAACUUUCAAAAAUAAUUACCAAUCGUAUUGCUGUGAGAAGUGGGCCAUUGCAUUGGUUGCAAGUGUUAAGAGUAGGUGGCAUAUUCUGAACUUUGUCCGUGUUCGUAGGGUUGUGUGCAUUGAUUUGGGCGGUGAACCAUGCGCAUGGCAGAAGGUCACAUUUAAAAAUAAAACCGGUGGCUUUUAAAAAAUGAUGCGGUGUAUGCCGUAUACACAUCUGCAUCACUUGGCAUGUGUAAAGUAGGAAAUUACAUUUUUCCUUUGCCGUUUCAUGAAAUGCUGUUAACUGGGAAUGACUCAAGUCAGUUCCAUCUGAGAAGUGUUUACUUCCUGUUACAUGCAAGGUUUACUUCCAUGUCACAAAAAGUGUUUAACUUUUUUAAACAAGGCAGCAUCAAUUAUUUUUGACAGGGGCAUUAUAAUAAAAGCCUUUGUUACAGCUUCGCUCAUAUUUCCAUGCGCAAAAUAUUUUUAUUAUUAUUUGGUACGCAUAGCUUUGUGUCAGGGGGUCAAACGAUAAUUGGGAGUCAAAGGAAUCCACAUAGUAAUUUCCACAGUCUUAAGUAUUUGGUGGUGUUAAUUUCAUAAAUGUGAAUUGCUCCAAUGUGGAGCAUGCCAAUUUCAGAUACCUCUGUUGGCCACAUCUGGUGUGAGGGACUUUGGAAAUGUGAUGCAGAUUUCUUUACGCUCCUUGCAUGAGGCCUAAGAUGUGUCUCUUGACGGUCCACGGUGUCUGCUGCUGGUUUCGUUAGACAAAAACCAAACGAAGAAGAAAAAAAACAAACGUGCUAAAUCUUUUGUGGCAUCAGAACAACAUGUGCAGUGUUGUACCACUGUCGUGUUGUGUGUGCUCCGUUGUAAAGUGGAAGGCUUUCAUAAUUUUGUUCAAUUCACGUAGUACUGUCUCGUAGUGUGUAUAGAUCUGUGAUGAAUAAUGUUGCGCAAGUUCAUUGUAUGCUGUGCGCUCGAUUGUUUCUCUGGUUGGUGCUGUCGGGGAAGACUUGCAUGGUCUUAAAGUUACGGGAACACGGGGGUCAUUCCGUCAAAAAUAAACCUAGAUUCAGAAGAUGGGCCACAAAGGGAGGCUUGCUGCACCACUAUUCCUGCCAAGCAAGAUAUUUUCACGUUUUAACUGCUGUGGUCUAUACAGGUGAAGCAACCUUGAAGUGCUUGCUAUGGCCAUUUCAAAUUUUCAGUAACAUUUCAGUUUGAUAAAAGAUUAAAAACACCACAUUCACUCCGUACCAAAAUGAGUUAUGUAAUGGUUUUAUGUGACCGUUUUAAGGCUGCAAUUCUACAAUAUAUGUCCACACCUUUUCACCAGCAUGACAAGAUAGGCAUAUGAUUUAAAUUAUGAAAUGUUAAUGCCUAAUACAUACAUGUCUCCUUACCAUGCUGGUAAAUAUCACAAAACAAGGAGUAGAAAUCUAGUCUUCUGGAACUAAGUCUCAAGCCACUGCUCCUGAAUAAGUGGCCUCGUGUUCCCAUAUAUUAAUCAUUUGUAAAUUUGAGUUUGGAAUGCAGUUGUGGCUAUAGGCUGCAACACACAUAUGAAUGCUUCUUGUCUUAUACAUGCUUUCACUUUUGUUUAUUCAAAUUGUGUUUUCUCUUUCCCAAUUUCAUAUGGUUUAUGCUCUUACUAAAAUCAUGGUAUUAUAAUUAUGGGUAUAGUUGAAUACUUGAGUUGAACCGUAAUAAGAGAACAUUAAGAUAGGUUAUAAUGUACGGAUGAUCUCUGACAUGACUUGUCAAAAUAAGAUUCCUACGGUGACUUGUUUGGUUACUGCCGUGCGCAAACUUUGCUCGGGGUGUUCCGCUGCCACAAGCUAAGCUUGGUUUCCUGGAUGAGAACUGAUCUGCAAUUGACAAGUCAUGUCAUUUUUCAUUAAUGUCAGAAUCUGGAACUUUUUUUACACAAACAUUUUUUGGGGUAAUUUAGAACCGAGUAAGGAUUGGGUCACUGGGCAAAAAGGACACAUCUCAAGCAACCAGUUCUUGAGUUGAGCUAUUACGUGUUCGGCCCAACCUAAAUCUCAAAUUCAAUCGCCAUGAUUAAAGUGUCUGAUUAUAGUUGGGCCUCGUGUGAUAUGGCCCAAACUCGUGGACUCGACCUAUGACCUAAAUAUCACUUUUCUUUUUAAUACAGUAUCUACUCUCACAUAGGAUGGAAUUGUGCGCAUUCAAAAUGCGCUCCAGAAAGAAAGAUUGUUGUUUACAAGACUGAGUUGAGGAACGUGUACCUACGUUGCGUCUUAAGUUAAUCAAAAGAUGGCAAACGUUUACAACGAAGGCUCACUGUGUUCUUUGGAAAACUGACCUGGGCCUCUAUGCUGGAUUUUUUUUGUCUUAUCCUCCGUUUUGUGUUCUAACUGUACUCCCAUUCGCUGCGCACAUCCGUAACAAUGAGCUGCCCGGGGCAGUAUCUUUAACUCUUUUUUUAAUUUGAAUCAUGCAGCAGCGGUUACUUGCAUGGCUCGCAGUGCUUCAUUUGGGACGGCACACCAUCUGACUAACUUCUGUAUCCAUGUAUCUGUGUUAAGGAAUGUGGUUUUGCAUAAUGUUUUUACUAAAAUAAAAGUUAAAAACCAAAAAUGGAA